UGGUGGCAGCAUCAGGUGGGGAAGACCAACCAGACGUCAACGUUGUCUUGUCGGCCUAUAGCCAGCAGGGGGACCCUGUCCUGUACCCACUCUACUAUAACGGCCUGAAGAAGUUUAUUGAGUCUGUCCUGGACUGCCACAGAGCUGAACUCUCCCAGGUCUUCUACCCACUGUUUGUCCACAUGUACCUGGAGCUGGUCUACAACAACCACGAGAAUGAGGCUAAACAGUUUUUUGAAAAGUUCAGCGGUGACCAGGAGUGUUACUACGAGGAGGACCUCCGCAUCCUCUCGAGCAUGUCCAAGAAGGAACACAUGAAGGGAAAUGAGACCAUGCUGGACUUCAGGACCAGCAAGUUUGUCCUCCGCAUCUCCCGAGACUCCUACCAGCUGCUGAAGAGGCACCUGCAGGAACGUCAGAACAACCAGAUCUGGAAUAUUAUACAGGAACAUCUCUAUAUUGAUAUCUUUGACGGGAUGCCUCGGAGUAAAAGUCAGAUUGAUGCCAUGUCGGGCAGUCUGGCUGGGGAGGGCAAGAGAGAUGCCAACAAAGCCAAGGUGUUCUAUGGUCUUCUGAAGGAGCCAGAGAUCGAGGUACCUCUGGACGAUGAGGAUGAGGAAGCAGAGAAUGAGGAGGGCAAACCCAAGAAGAAGAAACCUAAGAAGGACAGCAUGGGCUCCAAGAGCAAGAAACAGGACCCCAACGCACCCCAACAAGCUAGAAUCCCCCUCCCCGAGCUGAAGGACUCUGACAAGCUGGACAAGAUCAUGAACAUGAAGGAGGCCACUAAGAAGAUCCGUCUGGGCCCAGACAACCUACCCUCCAUCUGUUUCUACUCCUUCCUCAACGCUUACCAGGGUCUGACAGCGGUGGACUUCACAGAUGACUCCAGUCUGAUCGCGGGGGGCUUCGCUGACUCCACCGUUAGGGUGUGGAGCGUCACACCCAAGAAACUACGCCGGGUCAAAUCUGCAGCAGACCUGAGUAAUAUUGAUAAAGAGUCUGAUGACGUGUUGGAGAGGAUCAUGGAUGAGAAGACGGCCAGUGAGUCUAAGAUCCUGUACGGACACAGUGGACCAGUAUACGGCAUCAGCUUCAGCCCUGACAGGUAAGAUGUUAUAAAGUGAUCAUUGGGGAGGACACUUUCCCAAACUCAUAUUAAACCUGGUCUCGGACUAUGAAGAAUGCUCAAUGGAGAAUGUCUAAGGUAGGGGCGUGGAACUGAUUUUGCCCCGGGGGCGGCAUUCGGUCUUCAAUGAGGUCUGGAAGGCCGCACUGAAGCU
Molecule: messenger RNA, 1283 nt
Organism: Salvelinus sp. IW2-2015
Lineage: Eukaryota; Metazoa; Chordata; Actinopteri; Salmoniformes; Salmonidae
Product: transcription initiation factor TFIID subunit 5
Biological process (GO): transcription initiation at RNA polymerase II promoter
Cellular component (GO): transcription factor TFIID complex
Molecular function (GO): RNA polymerase II general transcription initiation factor activity; protein binding
Source: RefSeq, a predicted model, not a curated record